Symbiodinium natans is the source of this 1518-nucleotide messenger RNA. Lineage: Eukaryota; Dinophyceae; Suessiales; Symbiodiniaceae. The record is from the annotation of a GenBank genome assembly.
AUGCUGGACUUGGCGCUGGGCAUGGUCAAGAAGGGAAGAUUUGCCGACGACCUGGUGGCUGGGUUGGAGGCGCGUGUGGGUCGCCGGCCAUCCGGUGGCUCCGUGGUUCUUCAGCCGACCCCGAAUUCAAGUCCUAUCUGGGACAAGCGGGGCUUCAAGAAGAAGGGCCUGGACUCCAAAUAUCUGGCCAAGCAGAUCCCCGGAUCAGGUGUGGGGGACGCCAACGUCUGCACCCGUGACGACGUCACCAAGUCUGUGGAUGCCUUGGACGCAGAGGGGAUGAAGGCCACCUACCCCACCCUCAUCAAUGGCCGCAGCGGUGUCAAGCUGCAGGACAGCCAGGCCGCGCUUCAAGCACAAGUGGCGAAGCUGGGGCCUUCGAGCGAUUGCAAGAGUUCGCAGGCGGGUCUUGCCAGCAAGGAGGCCACGACUUAUGUGGCCCAAGAUGCUUCAGAUGAGCGCAGUGCCGUCAAGGUGCAGACGGUGCAGGAGGAUGACAUGCCACCGGCGCAGGUGCAGGAGAUGCUGCAGGCACUGGAAGCACAAGUCUACGAUCUGUCCCACAAGCUCGAGGCCAGCGAGUCGCGCUGUGCAGACCUCUGGCGCCAGAACACGGCCCUUCAACUCACUGUGGAACGGAUCAUGGAGCGCGAGAGAUCUACAGCUUCCUCGUGCGAAGCUGAAAUCAAUACACUCAAGGAGCAGCUACAACUGGGUCGCGCAGAGGCCCUGGAGGAACAAGAUCGGAGCUCCUCGCGGAUCUGUGCACUUCAUGGAAAGGUUGAGAAAAGCUCGUGCGAAGCUGCUGAGCUGGAGAGGCGGCUGAAGGAGGAAUCCGAUAAGGUAGAGCAGCUGGAGCAGCAAGUGCAAGUGGAGAAGGACAAGGCAGCGCAGCUGGAGCAGCAGCUGCAAGAGGAAAAGGACAAGGCAGUACGAUUCCAGAAGCAGCGUGAGCAACAAAGGGAUGAGGCGCUCGACCCGGUACUCCUUCAGCAGGAGAAGGAGAAGGCAGCGAAGCUGGAGCAGCAACUGCAAGUGGAAAGGGCCAAGGUAGCAAAGGCGGAGGAGCAGUGGCAAGAGGAAAAGGACAAGGCAGCCAAAUUUCAACAGCAGCUCUUGCAACAGAGGAGCGAGGCGAUGGACCCCAUGCUUCUGCAGCAGGAGAAGGCGAAGGUAGCGCGGCUGGAGCAGCAGCUGCAAGAGGAAAAAGAUAAGGCUGAAGAUGAACUGGAUCGAGCAAAGAGGCUUCUCAGAAAGGCCGACCAAGAGGCUAUCCAUUUGGCGCUCCGCCAGAGCCGACGUCACCGAGAAGCAGAGGAGCGGGCCGUGUGGACGUACAUCCAAGCCAUGGGCAACCAGCGGAUGUUCCAGAUGCCUGUGGAGUGGGUACAAGGGCAGCAGUACUAUUGCAGCGAGAGGACAGGUCAAAGCGCGUCGUCCCUCCCACCAGGAACCAACUUCAGGCAUGGAGCCUGUGGCGGCUGCGGUGGCAUGCCUUACGGACAGCAGGUUCUUUGA